This is a messenger RNA of Stereum hirsutum FP-91666 SS1, 951 nucleotides long. RefSeq lists its product as uncharacterized. Bases 1 to 951 code for a protein of 316 amino acids. NCBI's taxonomy places the organism in Eukaryota, Fungi, Basidiomycota, Agaricomycetes, Russulales, Stereaceae. The transcript is spliced from 7 exons. The record is from RefSeq and is a predicted model, not a curated record.
AUGCGCCUGCUUCAUGCAGAAGGCUCACUUUCACCAGAUCAGAAUGCGACCGAUCACAGCUUUAGGACGGCACCGAUACUUAGCGGUGAUGCCGCUGAUAUCCUGGGACCUAACGUCGUGCCCCAGCGCGCUGUUUACGGGCGUAUUCUUAGCCAGGUAAUCGAUGGCGAAGAGCAGCUAGCAGUCAUCCCGAAGCUUUACAUCAACAGUAAUGCACCAUUCAGCGCUGUCGUAUGCGGUUUGCAGGGUUCAGGAAAAAGUCAUUCGACGUCGGUGCUUCUCGAGAGUUGUCUCAUACAGGAUGAGCGCUUGGGGACGUUGCCUGUACCCUUGAGUGCGGUUCUGUUUCAUUUCGACUCUGCGGCGGGUGGGGGCCAGGUGCAACCGUGCGAAGCCGCCUUCUUGGCUUCCCUUGAUCCAGUUCGGGGUGUGGGUGCUAAAGCGCUGGAUGUAACAGUGCUCGUUUUACCGAACAAUAUCAAGGCGAUGAAAAAGGUGUACUCUACCCUUCCGAACGUCAAGGUCGAACCACUGCACUUCUCUUCCGAAGACAUUAGCGGCGAGCGUCUACUUGCUAUGAUGAAGGUGGACGAAGGAGGUCAAAUGCCUCUCUACAUGGAACUCAUCCUGUCAAUUCUUCGGGACAUGGACGAGUUCGAUUAUAAGUCGUUCAGGACCAGUCUCGAUCAGCAUAAGCUCAGUAGUCAGCAAAAAGCGAUGCUAAAUCUACGACUUACAUUGCUUGACUCUUGCCUCAAGGGUGGAGAUCGUAGCAACAGUGUCACAUCCCACUUCUCUCAAGGAAGGCUGACGAUUAUCGAUUUAUCGUCGCCCUUCAUGGAUCCCUCCUCCGCCUGCGGCUUUUUCGACAUAAUUCUUGGACUAUUUCUUGAGGUGGAUGUUAAGACUGGGAAACUGAUUGUUUUGGACGAGGCGCACAAAGUACAGUAA